Molecule: messenger RNA, 1263 nt
Organism: Elephantulus edwardii (Cape elephant shrew)
Lineage: Eukaryota; Metazoa; Chordata; Mammalia; Macroscelidea; Macroscelididae
Gene: TPBG
Product: trophoblast glycoprotein
Exons: 1
Coding region: 1-1263 (420 amino acids)
Biological process (GO): negative regulation of canonical Wnt signaling pathway
Cellular component (GO): plasma membrane
Molecular function (GO): protein binding
Source: RefSeq, a predicted model, not a curated record
AUGCCUGGGGGGUGCUCCCGGGGCCCCGCCGCUGGGGACGGGAGACUGCGGAUGGCGAGGCUGGCGCUGGUCCUGCUGGGCUGGGUCUCCUCGUCCUCUCCCACCUCCUCCGCGUCUUCUUCCACGUCUUCGGCGUCGUCUCCCAUCUCUGCAGUGUCCGCCCAGCCCUCUCUGCCGGGUCAGUGCCCAGCGCCCUGCGAGUGCUCUGAGGCAGCGCGCACCGUCAAGUGCGUUAACCGCAACCUGACCGAGGUGCCCGCUGACCUGCCCCUCUACGUGCGCACUCUCUUCCUCACUGGCAACCAGAUAAGCGUGCUGCCCGCCAGUGCCUUCUCCCGUCGGCCUCCGCUGGCCGAGCUGGCCGCGCUGAACCUCAGCAGCAGCCGCUUGGAGGAAGUGCGCGCCGGCGCCUUCCAACAUCUGCCCAGCCUGCGGCAGCUGGACCUCAGCCACAAUCCGCUGGCCGACCUCAGCCCCCUGGCUUUCGCGGGCAGCAGCGCCAGCGAGCCAGGCCCCAGCCCCCUGGUCGAGCUGAUCCUCAACCACAUCUUGCCCCCCGACGACGAGUCACGGAAUCGGAGCUUCGAGGGCAUGGUGGCGGCUGCUCUGCGGGCUGGGCACGCGCUGGACGGGCUCCACCGCCUGGAGCUGGCCAGCAACCACUUCCUCUACCUGCCCCGGGACGUGCUGGCCUACCUACCUGCUCUCCGGCACCUGGACCUGCGCAACAACUCGCUGGUGAGCCUGGCCUAUGUGUCCUUUCGCAACCUGACCCACCUGGAAAGCCUCCACCUGGAGGACAACGCCCUCAAGGUCCUUCACAAUGGCACUCUGGCCGAACUGCAGGGCCUGCCCCACCUCAGGCUGUUCCUGGACAACAACCCCUGGGUCUGCGACUGCCACAUGGCCGACAUGGUAUCCUGGCUCCGGGAGACUGAGGUAGUACAGGGGAAAGCCAGGCUCACCUGUGCAUUCCCAGAAAAGAUGCGUGAUCGUGCCCUGUGGAAGCUCAACAGCUCCGACCUGGACUGUGACCCAAUUCUCCCGCCAUCCUUGCAGACUUCUUAUGUCUUCCUCGGGAUUGUUUUAGCCCUAAUCGGCGCUAUUUUCUUACUGGUCUUGUAUUUGAACCGCAAAGGCAUAAAAAAGUGGAUGCAUAACAUCAGGGAUGCCUGCAGGGAUCACAUGGAAGGAUAUCACUACCGAUACGAAAUCAAUGCAGACCCCAGGUUAACAAACCUCAGCUCUAAUUCUGAUGUCUGA